AUGCAGUCCAGAACGUGGUGGGUUUCAUCGAAGCAAGGCCCGUCACAGAACGCGUUUGUGGCUUCUGUAGGAACAUUGAUGUUCCCACUCAGGUUUAGCCUGUAUGCACGAUUGCAUCGGCCGUAG
Linum tenue is the source of this 126-nucleotide messenger RNA. Lineage: Eukaryota; Viridiplantae; Streptophyta; Magnoliopsida; Malpighiales; Linaceae. The record is from the annotation of a GenBank genome assembly.